UCCUUCUCCUCCUUCUUCUUCUGCAGGAACUCCAAAGUCCAACUUUGAUUUCUUCGGAGGAGGGAGAGAGAGAGAAGAAGGGGGUGGGCUGAGGUUUUGGGUUGUUUGACUGGAGGAGAAGGUCUCCCUCAGGAGGAGCUUGACCAUCAUCUUCUUCAAGAUGGGAUAUACAGUCCUGGCGGUGUGGCUUCUGGGGUUGGUGGUGUCCAGUUCCCUCCUGGCCAAGGUGUCAGGAAUGUCCUCUGAUUGCUCCAUCCUAUUAAAGCUUGCAGCUCUACGGGAGGAAUGCUUCGCACGCCUCAACUCCGAGAAUGAAACUUUUGGUUGCAGGACUUUCUGGGAUAACAUCACUUGCUGGCCUGCAACGCAUUUCAACGAAACCACCGUAUUGCCCUGUCCAACUUUUUUAUUCACUUCGAAGAAUAACAUAAGCAGGGAAUGCACUCCCGAAGGUUGGUCCGAUUUGUACCCGGAGUCUUACGGCGCAACGUGUGGUUACGACCCUAACAGCACGUUCUCAGAUGAAGAGACGGUAUUCUAUGGCACUGUCAAAACUGGCUACACCAUCGGAUACAGCUUGUCGCUCAUUGCUCUCACCAUAGCCAUGAUUCUCCUGUGUAUUUUCAGGAAACUCCAUUGCACUCGGAACUAUAUCCACAUGCACCUUUUCAUGUCCUUCAUCAUGAGAGCGGUGGCGGUUUUUGUCAAAGAUCUCAUCCUCUUCGAGGGCGGAGAGUCAGACCACUGCUUUGCCACCACGAUUGGGUGCAAGGCAGCGAUGGUUUUCUUCCAAUACGGCAUCAUGGCCAACUUCUUUUGGCUCCUGGUCGAAGGCUUGUAUCUCCAUACGCUUUUGGUGGUUUCCUUCUUUUCAGAGAAGAAGUACUUUUGGUGGUACAUCCUGAUUGGAUGGGGGGCCCCAACACUGUUCACUUCCGCCUGGACCGCCACUAAGAUCCAUGAGGGCGAUGUUGGUUGCUGGGACUUAAUCGAAUCUCAUUACUGGUGGAUCAUCAAGACUCCCAUUUUGGUUUCUAUAUUGAUAAAUUUUGUUCUCUUUAUCCGCAUUAUCCGGAUCCUGGUCCAGAAACUGCACUCUCCCUACGUAGGACGAAAUGAAACAAGCCAGUAUUCGAGACUUGCAAAAUCCACCCUUCUGUUGAUCCCGCUCUUUGGCAUCCACUACAUUGUGUUUGCCUUCUUCCCGGACGCAGUAGAGAAGGAAGUCGUAGGAGUCAAGUUCAUCUUUGAGUUGGUCUUGGGGUCUUUUCAGGGCUUUGUGGUGGCCGUCUUGUACUGCUUCCUCAAUGGAGAGGUCCAAGCUGAGCUAAAGCGCAAGUGGCGCAGGUGGCACAUGGAGAGGUUCCUUGGCUCCGACAUGAAGUAUCACCACCCGUCUUUGGGCAGCAAUGGCACCAACUUCAGUACCCAGAUCUCCAUGCUCACCAAGUGCAGCCCAAAGACUCGCCGAUGUUCCAGUUUCCAAGCCGAUUCCUCUCUGGUUUGAGAUCUGGAAGCAACUGACUGAAAGACAAGAGAGGUGGGCUGGAAAGCAAGAAAUGAGGAACCACCCAAGACUCUGGAUUAAGGAUGAAAACUCUUGCUGGUCUGAUUUUUCCUUUUUAAGAAGAAGGGGGAAACCUUGUUCUUUGAUCAAUUCAAACAGGGCAAUUUACUGGAACGCUGAGACCAAAAUAAUCAGGACCAGAAGAGAUGCAUCUGGAUGGGUUCUUCAUUUUGUUCUUCUGAGGCUGGAGAUGUUUGUAAAUGUAACUGAGUACAUAGUUAAGUUAUGCCUGAUAGGGAAGAGAGCCUCUUGUUCUUGCAUCGGUGGAUUUCACACCAAGAGCCAGCUCUGCUUCCAGUGAAUGAAGGCUGAUGUAAAGGGAUGCAUUGUUUUGUGACCAAAGCCUUUGGGAGAAAAGACUGAUGAGAAAUUGGUGGUGAAAAAUGGCUCUGUACCAGUAGCACCCUGAGAAACACAUCUUCCCUCCAGGUAGACCUUCAGAAUCUAGAGUCAUCUCAACUCCAGAGCCCAAUAUCCUGCUUCAAAAGCAGGUUUUUGAAGCAUUUGUUGUGUCCCAAGAGGUGAUUCCGAAAUGUAGACCCCUGGACUGUUGAAACCAGAUGCAAUGGGAUCAUCAAGCUUGGUGUCAUUUGUUCUGGCCUUCAGCAACUCUCAGGUCACUUGGUACUUGACUUGGAGCAUUGUUACUGGAGACAUCAAGGGCUGGUUUUGUGCAUGCAUAGCAUGUGUUCUGCCAUUGACUCACAGCACCUUCCCAACAAGGAUGUGGGACUUCUGGACUUGCAUGCUGCUUUUGAACCAGCUACACUGUGGGCUACUAAGUCAACAGGAAUCCCUCACAUUGACUGAUGAGGUCAAUCAUAUGUCCAGGCAAGCUGCUCCUGGGAGAAAAAAAUGGUCUUCUUGGUUGGACAACCUGGGAGGGAAGAUGUUUCUAAAGAUAGAGGUUGGACUUCCAUGACAGAGUUGAGGUUGACUUCUUCAGAGGACCUACUGUGCUGGAGAAACUGCAGAUGUGACCAGGGCCUGUAUUGGACUCAACUGUAAUAGGCUCAAGAUCCAGAAGAGAAAUGAUUAACACACGAAGCAAAGUCUGUGAGCAGUCUGAACUUCAAGCAGAGAGUCAAGAUCAGAAGGCCAUAUGUGCAAUCUGUGGGAUUGGUUGAUUCUUACAGAAUGUCCUAUUCCCAAAUAAAUAUCCCCUUACCCAUCUGGAGAUGUUACAUAUCCAGAAAACGUUUGGGUAUCUGAUGACAGACCAUACAUCUGAGCACCUGAAGGUCUACUAGAUCCCACACUCCAGUGCAGAACGAGGGCUACCAACCUCAUGAUAGGGAAUUGACUGCUCUCUCCUCCAAGGACUUGGGAUCUCUCUGCCCUGGUUUGUAGGUCAUGAACAUGAUGUUCCUCCUUGAUAGUUGAUUGGGACAUCUCUAUGUCAUCCUGUGAUAGGGAGUUUUCUAGUAAUGUCAUGACACUGUUGACCACCAACCAGCUUGGUUGGGAAGCUGAAGAAAAUUCAAUUCCUCAUUCUAGGCAUCGGAUUGAGUAUCAAGGUUUCCAAGAUCCACAUCCAUCUACUACUAACAGAUUCUGUUGAAUUAUAUUUUCUCUGUUUUCCUACUGGAGGAAAUAUUGCAACCCCAUCAAGUAUAAUCAUAGAAUCAUAGAAUCAAAGAGUUGGAAGAGACCUCAUGGGCCAUCCAGUCCAACUCCCUGCCAAGAAGCAGGACUACUGCAUUCAAAUCACCCCUGACAGAUGGCCAUCCAGCCUCUGUUUAAAAGCUUCCAAAGAAGGAGCCUCCACCACACUCCGCGGCAGAGAGUUCCACUGCUGAACGACUCUGAUUGUGGGAAGUAAAACAAAGCAAAAACAAAAAGAGAGGGAGACUUGUACACUUGAACUUCUACGUUAAUUCUGCCAUUACAAGAGCCUGUUGAAAUGGUUGAAAUGGAAAACCCAACAUAUCCUGCCCUGGAUUGCCUUCAUUGGAAGUGGCCCCAUUCUUUGCGCCAUCGUCUUGUAGAUAUUCCUGAUGUUUGCAGGACUUAUGCUUCGACAGCAGGGCUGACUGAAUUGCUGUGGGACACCUCACUUUCCAGAGGCAGCUUUUCUUUUGGUGUGACGGUUCUUGAGAUCUCCUGCCAUUUUUUAAUGACCUUUAACCCUGUGUUAUUUAUUCAACCACAUUUAGAAUUGUAAAUAUUGACUCCGUCCUUUUCCAAGGGUUCAUCUCAAAAGAAUGUUAUGUUCGCUUGUUUGUUUCAUUGGUUGAAAAUAAUAGAGUGGGGUCGAGGGAGCAAGGAAUGCUUCUUUCAUUUGCGGAAAGCAAAUAAUAAACGGGUCUGGAAAGAG
Anolis sagrei ordinatus is the source of this 3884-nucleotide messenger RNA. Its product is annotated as vasoactive intestinal polypeptide receptor-like. The record is from RefSeq and is a predicted model, not a curated record. Gene Ontology annotation, cellular component: plasma membrane. Lineage: Eukaryota; Metazoa; Chordata; Lepidosauria; Squamata; Anolidae. Gene Ontology annotation, biological process: cell surface receptor signaling pathway; adenylate cyclase-modulating G protein-coupled receptor signaling pathway. Gene Ontology annotation, molecular function: vasoactive intestinal polypeptide receptor activity; G protein-coupled peptide receptor activity; peptide hormone binding.